Messenger RNA from Felis catus (domestic cat), 2414 nucleotides. RefSeq names its product retinoic acid receptor alpha (gene RARA). Gene Ontology annotation, cellular component: transcription regulator complex; nucleus. The coding region runs from base 746 to 1867 and encodes 373 amino acids. Gene Ontology annotation, molecular function: RNA polymerase II cis-regulatory region sequence-specific DNA binding; nuclear receptor activity; zinc ion binding. Gene Ontology annotation, biological process: regulation of transcription by RNA polymerase II; retinoic acid receptor signaling pathway; cellular response to corticotropin-releasing hormone stimulus. The record is from RefSeq and is a predicted model, not a curated record. NCBI's taxonomy places the organism in Eukaryota, Metazoa, Chordata, Mammalia, Carnivora, Felidae. The transcript has 7 exons.
CGUCCUGGAGUAUGCUGGGGGUGGGGGAUGUCUCUGAAACUGCUGCCCUUGCUUCCUUCUGUGCAGAAGGUGGCAGAUCCUUGGAGGAGAGGGAGACUGCAUUAGAACCUUCCUGUAGAUGAUGAGGAACCCCCAAACCAGAGGUCUCCCCUCUGCCUGAGCCCCUCUCCUUGUCUCCAUCCUCUAGCUGCCAGGGUGUGCACUCCCUUUGCUGCCACCCAGGUUGCCAUAGUGAGCUGGCUGCCAACUGGGUCUUGGCUAGAAACCCAGGAGGCCUGCCCCCAGUGGCCCUGCCUGAACCUCACCAUGGCAGCCUGGCGGGAGGCAGGUAAGAGCAGGCGCCCUGCCUUGGGUGCCCAGGCUGUGGGCUCCCCCGGGCUCUGACUGGAUUUCCCCAUGCCCACGGUAGGCUCCAGAGUGCAGAUGAGGCUGCCACCUUCCCAGCAGCUGUGGGUGUGGCUUCUUCCCCUCUCCCUUGUGCCUGAGCCUCUGUAUUGGUUCCUUCCCCAGAGAUUGGGGCUCAGAAGCUGCACGGCUUGAGGCUGCCCCUCGGCGUGGAGUGGCUAUCCCCAGGGGCGGGGCGAAGACAAGGGCAGAGCACAAGGCUUCGGAUGUGUGUGUCCGCCUGUCCUGUCUGGUUGUUCCUAGUUUGUCCCUGGGUGCUUGUCUCUGGUCAGCCUGUGUGUGCAGCCUCUGACCAGCCCAGGUCUGCCUGUGACCAUGGACAUCUGCCUGGUCGGUGACCAUGUGUCUCGCUGCCUUACUCCCGAUCACGUGUGCAUCUCCACCUCUCUGGCUAGCCUGCGGCUUCUUCCGACGCAGCAUCCAGAAGAACAUGGUGUACACGUGUCACCGGGACAAGAACUGCAUUAUCAACAAGGUGACCCGGAACCGCUGCCAGUACUGCCGGCUGCAGAAGUGCUUUGAAGUGGGCAUGUCCAAGGAGUCUGUGAGGAACGACAGAAACAAGAAGAAGAAGGAGGCGCCCAAGCCUGAGUGCUCGGAGAGCUACACGCUGACGCCCGAGGUUGGGGAGCUCAUCGAGAAGGUGCGCAAAGCGCACCAGGAGACCUUCCCCGCCCUCUGCCAGCUGGGCAAAUACACUACGAACAACAGCUCAGAGCAACGUGUCUCUCUGGACAUUGACCUCUGGGACAAGUUCAGUGAACUCUCUACCAAGUGCAUCAUUAAGACUGUGGAGUUCGCCAAGCAACUGCCCGGCUUUACCACCCUCACCAUUGCCGACCAGAUCACCCUCCUCAAGGCUGCCUGCCUGGACAUCCUGAUCCUGCGGAUCUGCACGCGGUACACGCCCGAGCAGGACACAAUGACCUUCUCAGAUGGGCUGACCCUGAACCGGACCCAGAUGCACAAUGCCGGCUUCGGCCCCCUCACGGAUCUGGUCUUCGCAUUUGCCAACCAGCUGCUGCCCCUGGAGAUGGAUGAUGCUGAGACUGGUCUUCUCAGUGCCAUCUGUCUUAUCUGUGGAGACCGGCAGGACCUGGAGCAGCCAGACAGGGUGGACAUGCUUCAGGAGCCGCUGCUGGAGGCGCUGAAGGUCUAUGUGCGGAAACGGAGGCCCAGCCGCCCCCACAUGUUCCCCAAGAUGCUGAUGAAGAUCACGGACCUGCGAAGCAUCAGUGCUAAGGGGGCUGAGCGGGUGAUCACGCUGAAGAUGGAGAUCCCGGGCUCCAUGCCACCUCUCAUCCAGGAAAUGCUAGAGAACUCCGAGGGCCUGGACACUCUGAGCGGACAGCCAGGGGGCGGGGGGCGGGAUGGGGGCGGCCUGGCCCCCGCCCCCGGCAGCUGUAGCCCCAGCCUCAGCCCCAGCUCAAACAGAAGCAGCCCGGCCGCCCACUCCCCGUGACCGCCCGUGCCCCGUGGACACAGCCCUCACCCCACGCCCUGGCUUUUCUCUGCCUUUCUACCAACCAUGCGACCCCCACCAGCCCUGCCCCCCACCUGUCCUCCCUUUCCUGGGGGACAGGAGGGAGGAGGCGGCGACUCUUCAGAUGGAGGCCCAGGUGCAGAUGGACUGCCUGCUCCUGCAGCCUGGGCUGAUGUCAGGGGCAAGGUCAUGAACUGAGUGAGGACCCCUGGUCCUGGGCCUCAGGAUGGAGCCUGGGGGCCUGGUGUUCAUCAAGACAGCCCUCUGCCCCCCUUGCCACAUCUUCAUCACCAGCAAACGCCAGGACCUGGCUCCCCCAUACUCAGAACCCGCAAGCCAUUGCCCCCCGGUCGGGAACCCCCCCCUGCCUAGGUUGGUGACAGAGGGGGUGGGCCAGGGGUGGGGGGUUCCCCCUGUACAUACCCUGCCAUACCAACCCCCAGGUAUUAAUUCUCGCUGGUUUUGUUUUUAUUUUAAUUUUUUUUUGGUUUUGAUUUUUUUAAUAAGAAUUUUCAUUUUAAGCACA